UCACGCACACACACGCCGACCGAGUGUGUACGUACACCUGGGCAUUGCCGGAUGUAAUUCGUCCACUGAUCUGCGUCUUUAGGCUAUCUCUCGAGCUAUUGAAUUCUCCUGCCUAAACUAUCGCAUUGCCAUUGUUCAAUCUGAAUAUUCCAAUUUCCUCAAAUUACAAUGGAGUUGAUGUCAUCUCGUGUUUUCGUUACGAUCGUCGCGUUCCCGAUGUAAAUUCAAAAGUUAUUGGAUCACGAGAUAGACUAGCACCAACGAGACAUAAAUAAAGAAUCUGAGAUAGAAGACGAUUGGGAUUGCCUUCGACAAUUAACGAACGGAGAAUAAUAAUGUGAGAGAGGCUGUUUGAAAUAUUUCGUUUAUUCUCAUUGUUUAAUCGUUUAGUGAUGGUUCACACAGUCUGUCGAGUUUAUUAUGGUUUAUCGUGCAUAAUCGCUGUUCAAUAUUUAUCUCAGUCGUGUGAUGUGUAUCUCUGUUGUGACAACAAGUUCGGUAUUCGAUCGGGCAUUGGAGUGCACCGGUGAUGAAUAAUAUUCGGUGAAAAAGUUUGUGAUUACAUGAGUUUCUUUGUUGUGCACUCGUCUCACGCCUCUGGGACGUUAUAAAUUCGCGAGAAACGGGUAUAACCUCCAACAAUCGUUUCAGUAUAUCCCGCAAUUGGAGAAUUCUUCCCCCUUUUUUGUUGCUGAUUGAUUAUUUGUUUGUUUACUUGUUGUGCGAUAAUUCGGUGAGGAAUUCGUGCGAGGAUUGGUACAUGUGAAUGCAGGAGAAUUAAUGAGAUAACGUUAAUUAAUUUCAAGGUGAAAGGGAUGAAAAAGUGAAUGAAAUACGCGAGAGGGAAAAUUUUAAUACGAGGGAAAAUAAAUAUAAUUGAGAAUGAAUGACAUACAGGAAGUACGGCAACUAGAGUUGCUGUGCAAGCAGCUGUACGAGUCACAAGAUUCGGCUCAUCGUGCUGAAGCUGAAAAGGCACUUGUUGGCUUUCAAAAUGCCCCAGACACUCUUAGCAAGUGCCAAUUGUUGUUGGAUCGGGGGGAUUCAGCUUAUGCCCAACUUCUUGCUGCCACAACUCUCACGAAGCUCGUGUCACGAUCUGCACAAGGGCUCAGUCUACAGCAGAGGCUUGAUAUACGCAACUACGUGCUAAACUACUUGGCAACCCAACCAAAACUGCCAAACUUCGUGAUUCAAGCCCUGGUGACCCUCUUCGCGCGAAUAUCAAAGCUAGGAUGGUUCGACGCAGACAAAGACGAGUACGUAUUUCGAAACGUGGUGGGUGACAUUUCCAAAUUCCUCCAAGGCUCGGUAGAGCACUGCAUGAUCGGUGUGCAACUGCUGUCCCAGUUGACAUGCGAAAUGAACCAGAUAUCCGAGGCUGAUGCCAACAGAUCACUAACGAAGCACAGGAAGAUAGCCAGCAGUUUCAGGGACACCCAGCUCUUCGAGAUCUUCAGACUGUCCUGUUCCUUGCUGGGAACAGCCAGGGAAAACUGUAAAAAUCUAAACUUCAACGAUGAGGCACAGCACGGUCUAAUGACCCAACUCCUUCGUCUCGCGAGAAACUGUCUGACCUUUGAUUUCAUUGGCACGGCAACAGACGAGAGCUCUGACGACUUAUGUACAGUACAAAUACCCACGAGUUGGAGGCCAGCAUUCCUAGAUUUUACAACCCUAAAGCUCUAUUUCGAUCUUUACCACAGCUUACCAAACACCCUGUCAUCACUGGCCCUCUCCUGUCUCGUUCAAAUAGCAUCAGUCAGGCGUAGUUUAUUCUCAAACACUGAGAGAGCUAAAUUCCUAACGCAUUUGGUGAAUGGAGUUAAGCAUAUACUUCAGAAUCCCCAGGGCCUCAGUGAUCCUGGUAAUUACCACGAAUUCUGUAGAUUGUUAGCAAGAUUGAAGAGCAAUUAUCAGCUGGGGGAAUUGGUUAUGGUUGAGAAUUAUCCGGAGGCUAUACAACUCAUAGCUAAAUUCACUGUUCAGAGUUUGCAAAUGUGGCAAUUUGCACCCAACAGUGUUCACUAUCUGCUGAGUCUCUGGCAGAGAAUGGUGGCUUCAGUGCCAUAUGUCAAGGCAACUGAGCCACAUCUCCUGGAGACCUAUACACCGGAGGUCUCCAAUGCCUACAUCACCUCGAGGCUUGAGUCAGUGGCUGUUGUUGUUCGUGAUGGUCUUGAGGAUCCUCUCGACGAUCUGGGAAUGGUCCAGCAGCAGUUGGAGCAAUUAUCUGUGAUUGGUAGAUGCGAGUAUCAGAAGACUUGUACGUUACUUGUUCAACUUUUUGAUCAGGCUGCCAAUGCUUAUCAGGAGUUGCUGUCUCAGACAGCUAGUCCCACGCAGCAGAUUGAACUGAGGAUUCAGGAGGGACAGCUCACGUGGCUGGUUUAUAUCAUUGGUAGUGCCAUUGGUGGACGUGUGUCGUUUAACAGUAAUGAGGAGCAUGAUGCCAUGGAUGGUGAACUUGUUUGUAGAGUAAUGCAAUUAAUGAAUUUAACGGAUUCUGGACUCACCCAGGGUGGCUGUGAAAAACUUGAACUCGCUAUGCUGAGUUUCUUUGAGCAAUUCAGGAAGAUUUAUGUUGGGGAUUCUAUACAAAAAAAUUCCAAAGUUUAUCGUAGGCUGUCGGAAGUGCUGGGGCUCAAUGAUGAGGCCAUGGUACUCAGUGUAUUUAUACGGAAAAUAAUAACCAAUUUGAAAUACUGGGGACGAAGAGAACAGAUUAUUUCAAAGACACUUCAACUGCUGACUGAUCUGUCAGUUGGAUACAGUUGCGUGCGAAAGUUGGUGAAGCUCGAUGAAGUGCAGUUCAUGUUGAACAACCACACAAGUGAACACUUUCCAUUCCUUGGCAACAGUGUCGCAGUCUCUGAGAUGCGUUGCAGGACAAUGUUUUACACCUCACUUGGGAAAUUAUUUAUGGUCGAUCUGGGUGAAGAUGAGGAGAGAUUCCAUACUUUCAUGCUACCUCUGACAGCUGCACUGGAGAGUCUCGGUCAGUUGAUGGGUGCAGCCGACACUCCCCUCUUUGCAGCUGAAGAAGCUAAGAAAGCACUGAUCGGAAUAGCCCGAGAUUUGCGUGGCCUUGCAUACGCCUUCAACACAAAACCCUCCUACAUGAUGCUCUUCGAUUGGAUCUACCCGAACUACACUCCCAUCCUCCUGCACGCCAUCGAACUUUGGCACCACGACCCCCAAGUAACAACGCCAGUCUUGAAAUUAUUCGCCGAAUUAGUACAUAAUCGCAGCCAACGCCUGCAGUUUGAUGUAUCAUCGCCGAAUGGUAUUCUCCUGUUUCGCGAAGCCAGUAAAGUCAUAUGCAGCUAUGGUAAUCACAUACUGAACGUUGAAGUACCCAAGGAUCAGAUUUAUCCACUGAAAUUGAAGGGGAUCAGCAUAUGCUUCAGUAUGCUGAAGCUAGCAUUCUGUGGUGGUUAUGUUAAUUUUGGGGUAUUCAGGCUGUAUGGGGAUGAGGCCCUGGACAAUGCUCUGAAUACUUUUGUUAAAUUGUUGUUGAGCAUACCUCAGAGCGAUUUACUGGACUACCCAAAAGUAUCAGCCACGUACUACGUUCUCCUUGAGUGCCUAGCCCAGGAUCACAUGACAUUCUUAUCAACCCUGGAGCCACGAGUAUUCCUCUACAUUCUCUCAAGUAUCAGCGAAGGCCUAACGGCACUAGACACGAUGGUGUGCACUGGCUGCUGUGCAACACUGGAUCACAUCGUUACGUACUUGUUCAAACAGUUGUCACAAAAAGCUGGUGUCUACCCUGGGAAGAAGAAUUCGGCAGUGGCUACUGGAGGGGAUUUAUUUCUACAAGUGUUGAAGCAGCAUCCUGAGAUACUUCAGCAGAUAUUGAGUACAGUGCUCAAUGUGAUAAUGUUCGAGGACUGUAGGAAUCAGUGGAUCAUGUCGAGGCCACUUUUGGGACUCAUUCUGCUGAAUGAAGAAUACUUUGGUCAACUGCGGGAGAACAUCAUCAGGAGUCAACCGGUGGAUAAACAAGCAGCUAUGGCACAGUGGUUCGAGAAUCUUAUGGAUGGAAUUGAGCCGAAUUUAGUCACAAAAAAUCGUGACAGAUUCACCCAAAAUCUUUCAAUGUUCAGAAGGGACAUAAAUGACUCCCUGAAAGGACCAAACAUGUCAUCAAACUCUGGCAGUGACAUGAUGACCUCGUAGUGUUGUUGAUAAAAUCGACAAAUCACCCGCCGUGUCGUCAAUAAUUUUCGAUUUAGAGAUAAACCUGAGACAUUGGCUGCCGAUUAACAAGAAUAAAAAAAGAAGAAUAAAUAAGUAAAUGAUCGUAUGCAUGUGAGAGUAUGUCUUCUGUAAUUGAGUAACGACGAAGAAUGAAGAACAAAACUUUGUAAAAUUGGACAAUUUCAUUUAGUGUUUUCAUAAAUAAGAAAGGGUAUACUUUUUUUUUCAUUUAGAUCCAGUACAACUUAGGAAAAUGUCUCGUGGGGUGAUUAAUUUAGCCACAAAGAGUGUAGAAUAAAUGUUUAUGUGUUUGUGUAAGACUUUGCGGCCUUAAAUCGCUGUUUGUGGCAAAGUUAACGUGAAAUGUGUGCAUGAGAGCCCUCGCACAUUUGUUCAUCGUUUUUUUUUCGAGGAUAAAGAGAUAGUGAGCGAGAUCAAUAUGAUGAUACAGGAGUAAUGAAAAUACACGCUUCUUCGUGCGGGAUUUAUGUGUAUGAUGUACAUGAAAGAUAUCAUUAAAACUAUCAUUUAAGAGUGCUCAGUUCUUAUUGUAAUAAAAAACAAAUUUCAAAGAAA
Diachasma alloeum is the source of this 4779-nucleotide messenger RNA. RefSeq names its product exportin-7 (gene Ranbp16). The record is from RefSeq and is a predicted model, not a curated record. The transcript is spliced from 10 exons. Gene Ontology annotation, cellular component: cytoplasm; nuclear pore. Gene Ontology annotation, biological process: protein export from nucleus. Gene Ontology annotation, molecular function: nuclear export signal receptor activity; small GTPase binding. NCBI's taxonomy places the organism in Eukaryota, Metazoa, Arthropoda, Insecta, Hymenoptera, Braconidae. Bases 883 to 4182 code for a protein of 1099 amino acids.